This is a messenger RNA of Brachypodium distachyon (stiff brome), 1659 nucleotides long. Its product is annotated as probable purine permease 4. Bases 290 to 1432 code for a protein of 380 amino acids. The record is from RefSeq and is a predicted model, not a curated record. Gene Ontology annotation, molecular function: purine nucleoside transmembrane transporter activity. The transcript has a single exon. Gene Ontology annotation, cellular component: membrane. NCBI's taxonomy places the organism in Eukaryota, Viridiplantae, Streptophyta, Magnoliopsida, Poales, Poaceae.
AGGGAAAACAAUGAACACGUCAGUUGAUAGCGAAAGCAUAUCCUUUUGGGGGCAAAUAAUUGCGCCCCGAUUAACAUACUUGUACAAGGAAAGAGCUAGUCCACUCCGUGUGCGUGUCACCAACUGGGACCGAGCUUUUAAACAAAACAAAGGCGCACCAAACUACACCGGGAAUCCCCUGGAAAAAUCCCCCUUGAAAUACCUCCCUCCCGGAUGACUCUCCGAAGACCAUAAAACAUGAGUGGAGAACACAACCUCUCGCUGUCUGUCCCUCUCACACUGAAUCGUGAUGGACGCUAGCAGCAACGGCAACAACACAGGCGUCAAGCAGCUCUCUGCUGCUGCUGCUGCCACACCCCUGCUCCAGCAGCCACCGGCUCCUGUGCUCAGGGGACGGGCCGUGCGCGGCGCGCUGCUGCUGGGCGCGAACUACGCGGCGCUGUUCGGGGGUUCGCUGUCGUCCAGCCUGCUCUCCCGGUUCUACUUCGCGCACGGCGGCGCGGACCGGUGGCUGGCGACGCUCGUCCAGUCCGCCGGCUUCCCCGCGCUCCUGCUGCUCCUUCUGUUCACGGCCAGGGCCAGGCCGUUCAGCGGGUUCACGCCGCGGCUGGUCCUCUGCUGCGUGCUGCUGGGCCUGGUGAUGGGCCUCAACAACCUGCUCUACUCGUGCGGCACCUCCUACCUGCCCGUGUCCACCACGUCGCUGCUCCUCUCCAUGCAGCUCGCCUUCACGCUGGCCCUCGCCGCGGCCCUCGUCCGGGCGCCGCUCUCCUUCGCCAACGUCAACGCCGUCGUGCUCCUCACCCUCUCCUCCCUCCUCCUCGCGCUCCGCCACCACGGCAUUGCCGAUGAACCAACAACAAGAAGCACCCGCGGCGGCCAGGACUACAUGGUGGGCGUGGCGGCCACUCUGGGCGCCGCGCUGCUCUUCGCGCUCUACCUGCCGGCCGCCGAGCUCGUGUACCGGCGCGGCGGGGUGACGGGCUUCCGCAUGGUGGUGGAGGCGCAGGUGAUCAUGGAGGCCGUCGCCACGGCUGCCGUGGCCGUUGGAGCCGCCGGCACGGGAGGCGAGUGGCCGUGGAGCGGCGGCUUCGUCGUGGAGGCGACGUGGGAGCUGUCCCCGGGGGCCUACUACGCGGUGGUCGGCGCGGCGGUGCUCAGCUGGCAGCUGUGCUUCCUGGGCACGGCGGGGACCGUGUUCCUCACCACGUCCUUGCACGGCGGCAUCUGCAUGACGGCGCUGCUCGCGGUCAACGUGGCCGCCGGGGUGCUGCUGUUUGGAGACGACUUCGGCCCGGAGAAGGCCGUCGCCAUGGUGCUCUGCCUCUGGGCCUUCUCGUCCUACGUUUAUGGGGAGUACAAGAAAGGGGGGGACAAGCAGACGACGGUGGUGGGGUACGCAGUGGACCAUGGGGUUCUUGAUGUGGUUUAAGUUUUGCUUGUUGUUAACUCUCUUGAUUAGUCGUGUCUUUUUGUUUAACAGGAUGAUCCUCUUAGUCAUGUUUAACGCUGCGUAUUGUAAGCAUUGCACAUAUCAGUAUGUAUGUGAAGGCUUGUUAUUUGACUAAGCCUCUCGUCAUUUGCUCCCUUGUGUAAUACGAACAUAAUUUUGUUCCAUUUUUUUCGACAUGGGGAGAAAAUAUUUUCCAUAUUUUGGUA